AUGACGAAAAAGAAGGAAGUCAAGACACCGGCGCUAAUUCCUGCGACGCUGCAGACUGAAGAGUGGAAGAGAGGCUUCAAUGAGCAGGAGAAAGAGCUAUUGGAGUCGUCAAUCACGAGUGUGAAUGGGUUUUCGCAGGAGUUGCAGCGAGUGCGAAAGGCAAUGAAGGAAGCGCCAGCAAGAGACGAAUGA
This is a messenger RNA of Peronospora matthiolae, 192 nucleotides long. The record is from the annotation of a GenBank genome assembly. Lineage: Eukaryota; Oomycota; Peronosporomycetes; Peronosporales; Peronosporaceae.